Mizuhopecten yessoensis (Yesso scallop) is the source of this 1722-nucleotide messenger RNA. RefSeq names its product major facilitator superfamily domain-containing protein 1-like. The transcript has 14 exons. Gene Ontology annotation, molecular function: transmembrane transporter activity. Gene Ontology annotation, biological process: transmembrane transport. Lineage: Eukaryota; Metazoa; Mollusca; Bivalvia; Pectinida; Pectinidae. The record is from RefSeq and is a predicted model, not a curated record. Bases 241 to 1707 code for a protein of 488 amino acids.
UGUGGGCGGACCAGUAGCUAGUAGAUGUAGAUCAUAAGAUCUAUAUCAAACAUGUGAUACACGUCUAAAUACUAUAUCUAUCACAACUCUGAUAGAAUGCAAUUGCUAACUGACCCGGUACAACUUGAAAAUGUAAACAAUACUUACCAUUUUAAUUAAGAUGCAAAAUGUUUCUGACUGAGUGAUCUCCACUGAUAUGGACUAUGUCUGCUGUACCUGAUAACGUCCCUACAGACCGCCAUGAAAGUCGAGGAAUGGAAAUGGCGUUAUCUGAUUCUCGUGUUAGACUGCUCUAUGACUUUUGGAUGUUUCUUCAACAUCGACAUCAUCAGCGCCGUCCAAGCAGACAUACAGUGUCAGGACACUGGAAAUUGCCAAAAUAUAACAAGUAAUGAAACGUGUUGCGAGGGUUGUCUGGGGCUGGGUCCCGAUCGGUACAACCAGCUUUACACAGCCUACUUCUGGAUGAACGCACUAUGUGCCUUACCAGGAGGUUACAUCAUCGACAGGAUCGGAAACCGAGUAUCCGCUGUCAUCGUUACGACGAUGGCUAGUAUUGGUUCCCUCCUGUUUGCUGUCGCCACCAUGGAUGGGAUCCAGGGAACAACCGCAAUGUUUCCACUGAUGAUAUGUGGUCGUCUGCUUGUCGGGGCGGGGACUGGGUUGUCUCUUAUUGUUCAAGACCGCGUUGUCGCGUUUUGGUUCAAAGACAGAAUCUCUUUUGUUUAUGGAUUUGUAAUAUUUGCGUUACGUUUGGGAAACGUUUCAAAUUUUCUUCUUACCGCCAACGUAGCGAAAGUGUAUGGGAUACAAUGGGCCUUCUGGCUGGGAACGCUAACCUGUGUCAUCGGGGUUCUAUGCGCCAUUAGUUUAGCAAUUGUAGAUUAUUAUGGUACAAAACAACUUGAUGAUGACUGCAAGAUGAACAUGAAAGCUCUGCCCGUGUCGCGUAAAGACAUCCGUGAGUUCCCGGCUUCUUACUGGAUGGUUUGUUUGAUGCUUAUGUCCUAUUACGCCAGCUAUUUGCCUUUCGUGGGAAACGGAACCAAAUACAUCCAGGAUAGAUAUGGAUACUCUAAAACAACAUCCGCCUACUACAAUGGAGCUGUAUACGACAUAUCGGUUCUCAUAUCGCCGUUCGUUGGCAGUCUUCUGGCAUUGAUUAAUUGUCACGGGAUGGUUCUCAUUGCUACAUGUGUGUUCACGUUGCCUAUCUUCCCACUCCUCGCCUAUUGUCCAGAAGUUCACCCUCUCAUUCUUACCAUCUGGAUGGGCGCCGCCUACACAUUUGCCGCGGUGUGUCUGUGGCCUUGCAUUAUUAUCGUCGUGCCGAGGCACGCCAUUGGUACGGCCAUAGGUAUUGCGACGUGCAUCCAAGGUCUUGGUAUUGGGUUGACAAACCUGUUAACGGGAAAAUUCCUCGGCUUUACGGAAGAUCCGGAUAUGGAGUCUCUGAUACAUAAAUAUCAGAAGAUGCUGCUGCUGCUCCUCAGCCUGAUGCUAUUCUGUACACUGUGCUCUAUUGUACUUAACGUCUUCGACCUCAACAGGGGAAGAUUAUUGAACAGACGACUAGCAAAGAAAGUUGCCAAAGAAAUGAAAAACUUCGUUGACGAAAAAUCUCCACUUAUGACUGAUGCCCCGAGUAUACAGAGCUAUGUAUCCAUAGACGCAAGUGUUGGUGACAUCACUCCGGGAAUACAGUGAUAAACCUGUAGUUAG